UUCCUUCCCUCCCUUCCUCCCUCUCUCCUUCCCUCCCAGCUGCUGCACCAGGAAACGGCCCGGAUCCCAACAGCGGCCUGACCCGUGAGAUCCCUAACCUGGCAGGCGGGCGGGGUUGGAGACCAGUUGAAGGUGGGGGGCUCCACGCUGGCCGGGAGGAUGAAAGGCCCCAGCUGGGGGCUCCUUGCCACCAGCGCUGGGUCCUAAGAGCUGCCAUCCAGGCUGGCCGCCCGGAUGGCGACCCCAGCCUCGGCCCCAGACACACGGGCUCUGGUGGCCGACUUUGUAGGCUAUAAGCUGAGGCAGAAGGGUUAUGUCUGUGGAGCUGGCCCUGGGGAGGGCCCAGCAGCUGAUCCACUGCACCAAGCCAUGCGGGCAGCUGGAGAUGAGUUCGAGACCCGCUUCCGGCGCACCUUCUCGGAUCUGGCAGCUCAGCUGCAUGUGACCCCGGGUUCAGCUCAGCAACGCUUCACCCAGGUCUCUGACGAACUUUUCCAAGGGGGUCCCAACUGGGGUCGUCUUGUGGCCUUCUUUGUCUUUGGGGCUGCCCUGUGUGCUGAGAGUGUCAACAAAGAGAUGGAGCCACUGGUGGGACAAGUGCAGGAGUGGAUGGUGGCCUACCUGGAGACGCGGCUGGCUGACUGGAUCCACAGCAGUGGGGGCUGGGCGGAGUUCACAGCUCUAUACGGGGACGGGGCCCUGGAGGAGGCACGGCGUCUGCGGGAGGGGAACUGGGCAUCAGUGAGGACAGUGCUGACGGGGGCCGUGGCACUGGGGGCCCUGGUAACUGUAGGGGCCUUUUUUGCUAGCAAGUGAGAAAGUUCAGGGCCAGGUGGGGCUAGGUGUGGCUGGGGGCCAGGAGAGCAGGAACAGAGAACAAGAAGUGAAGUGAAUGGUUGGGCAUGGAACAGGGAAGGGGAGAGGUAGCAUGUGAGGGAGUCAAGUAUGCUAGGCAGGUGAUUGAAAGAGUGAGCUACAGUUAUUAAGGAGUUUUAGGAAAGUCAGAGGACCAGGAGAUGGAGUCAUUCCAGGGUUUUGGGGGCAGGUGGGAGGGAUCAUGCCUAUAGGUAUGGRCACAUGAAACUACCCAGAGAUGAAUUUGCAGCGAUGAGGAAGGUGGACUUGCAUAAGGAGUUGUGUCUCCCCUGGAUAAGUGGGUUUUGGGGAACUAGAAGGCAUAUCCCUUUGGAAUGGAAGCUUGGGGUUCUCAGGUGAUUGGGAGAGGUGGCUGUGGCUGUGGGCUGCUUGGACACAAGUGUGCAUGUGCACGGGUACUCGUGUGCAUGCUGGGCUGUUUGUCUAAUCUGGAGGUGGUUCAGAUUCUUCAAGGAAAAACAUUCCCUUUUGCAGUGGCAAGAACAAGGGACAGUUCUCUGCCCCUCCUCCCAAACCCUCUUUUCCCUUCCCCUUGUCCAGAUGCCUCAAGGCUGAAGGAGAAACACUGUAUCCAGACGGAGGGCUCUGGCACUUCUCUGCAGAAAGUUGUUGGUAGGGCUUUGGAGAGAAAGCAAUUCUGCAGCUGGCCUUGUUCCUUCAUUACCCAUUUUCCUGUGCAUCAUGAACUUCCUGCUGCCUCCUGGGCUCUGACGGAAGUGCAGGGCUCUGGAGCCUGGGCAGGUGAAGGCUUCUUCAGUAGCUGGAUAUGCCUGCUACCCUCCCCUCCCACUGGGGCACAAUGGUGCCUAAUAGCUCUGGGACCUCUGUACCCAAACUGAAACUCUAAAUUGGGGCUCAAUUUUCCUUUUGAGGAUGUAGACAUAAAUGCUGAUCUAGAAUAUAGUCUGGGUCCCUCACUAUUUCUCAGUGAGACUGUUGAUUCCUUGAAAAGACCAUUCUAGCUUGAGCCCUGUGGGGUGAGGGUGACAGGUACUCCAUGACUGGGCCUAUUCUGUGUUGUGGGCUUUGGUGCUGCUUUAUCAGGGGCAGGUGUAUGGGUUUGAGAGUACCUACCACGAUCUGGAAGCAUUUAUAUUUCAUUGAAGCCACGCUGUUUGCAUGGGUGUUGUUUGUCUGUACCUCAGAGUCUGAGGAUGCUAACUUUAGAACUCACAGUCCUCUAGAACAGAUUCAGGCUAUAGCUUUUUCUUUUAAAGAAGAAAUGAUUCACUCCAGAUGCAUGUCCUGAGCCAGACCUCACUGCUGCACUUUCCAAGGUGCUAAAAUUUGCUGCUCUCCAAUGCUGACUUCAUUCACAGUGCUCUAGAACCCUACCCAUAAUCCUGAGCACUGAUCAGUUUAGCUAGACAUGGUUGACUCUUCUUGGAGAUUUUUACUUGGUCCCAGAAUAUGGCAACAUGGAUGUGUUUGUUAGAAAGUGGGACCAAAUUGGCCUCAGGUGUUUAGUCCAGACUUUUGCUUUUGAGAGAGGGCUGCACUUUUUAAUGGUCUCUAUGGGGGAGGUGGUAGACUGCAUAUGCCACUUGGUCUGUUGUGAGUAUGCUGAUAUCAGAAACUCAGAGCUGGUCUAUGGCAGGCAGUUGGGGUGGGGGGUCUGACUUGCUCAGGACUAACUAGGCCAGUGGUUUUCAAACUGCUUGGCAGAGCCCCAAAGUAUCCUAGGGGUUGCCUCAGGAGUCCUUGGGGAGAUGAAGGGGAUGGGGGCUGAGCAGGCUGGGCAACUUGUCCUCAAACAGAACAGCUCCUCUUGUAGCUGUCUUACAUAUCGGGGUUCAGGGUAAGAUUUUAUUUGCAUUAAGGGUUUUGCUGCUGAAAAAUAAAAGUUGGAAAACCACUGACUAGACCAUCAGCUCCAAAUUGGAGCCUGUGCUCCCCAAGGUUUGGGGCAGACUCUUCACUCUACCCUCUACCACAAGAUACUUAUCUGUGUUAGCAUUCCUGGGGGGCUUUAGCAAACUGGGGCAGCAGGGACCAUGAUCAGGUUACCAAAGUGCCCCAUUCUGAGGCCUUCACACCUGGGUGGAAGGAGAGGCUUUUUUAUGAAAGGGUAAAGGGCUUGGUCUGGAUUCCCAGAAGCAGAACUUGGAUGAGAUCACAGUGGGCAGUUUUGACCUGUUUUGCCCUUCUUAGUUUGAGGAGCAGUGGAAACCCCAGAGACUCUUCUGUCAGGGAAAACUAGGGACUCUCUUCUAGAGCCAUAUAGUUCCUUGGGAUUAGCUCUUGGCCAAGAAGGCUGAGUAUGGCUCCCAGUUUUUAAAUUCAUUUAUUGUUUUUUAAUGAGGAAAAUAAAUGUAAUGGCCAUUUUUCAAAGAUUAAAUAGGUGGAGAGGGUGUUUCUUGCUCUCCAGAGCCCAAAGGGACAAAUAGGGACUUUGCUUAGGUCAAGGAAGGACUGGAAGUAGGGCAACUGGGUCCUGCGAUUAUUAAUCGUACUCCCCACUUAUUGUAGGGCAUACAUACACUAUUUUACUUUUUUAAAUCAUAAAACGGCAGGAGAACAGAUUUGGUUAGUUUAGAAGAAAAGAAAAAGCUCUAUAAAUAUAAAUAUAUAUUCCUGUAUUUUUAUUUAAUAAUUUAUAAAUAUCAAGUUCAUUUGACUUUUAUUUUUGUGUAAUAUGUAAUGGUCGUAUUAAAAAAAUAAAUAAAGCCCAGAAGUUUAAUGAGAAGGACUGAA
Messenger RNA from Urocitellus parryii (Arctic ground squirrel), 3570 nucleotides. RefSeq names its product BCL2 like 2 (gene Bcl2l2). Gene Ontology annotation, cellular component: mitochondrial outer membrane. The record is from RefSeq and is a predicted model, not a curated record. Gene Ontology annotation, molecular function: BH domain binding. Gene Ontology annotation, biological process: extrinsic apoptotic signaling pathway in absence of ligand; regulation of apoptotic process; intrinsic apoptotic signaling pathway in response to DNA damage. Lineage: Eukaryota; Metazoa; Chordata; Mammalia; Rodentia; Sciuridae.